Molecule: messenger RNA, 1534 nt
Organism: Diabrotica balteata
Lineage: Eukaryota; Metazoa; Arthropoda; Insecta; Coleoptera; Chrysomelidae
Source: the annotation of a GenBank genome assembly
GACAAUGACGACUUCAACAAUUUUGUUCAACACAUUAUCGUCUUCCACUAGUUCCAGCCUUCAAAAUGUCCAAGCCUUACCCACUCGACUACUACCUGUCCAAGGAGCACCCAUGUAUUACAUUAUUUUACCAAAGACUUCCACAUCAGCGGCUGCGUCAUCACAAACGCAACUAUUGGUGACAUCACAAACUGCUCCACCUACCCUUAAAGUAAUACCAUCACAAAAUCAAUUAUUGAUGACACCAAGGUCUUCUCCACCGAUACUUAAGGUAAUCCCGAACGUUGUGAUGGCAUCAAAUACUAUUGGAUCUGGAUCUGCCCCUCCAUUGAAAAUAAUUCCAACCAAUCAUUUAGUGAAUUACGCGACAACUGUGUCAAAUAUACAUCCAAACACACCAGUCGUAACCAAGAGUAAAAAUGAUUCGUCCACAGAUUAUGUUAACCCUUUCGACUAUACUCCCUACGUAAAAAACACUUUAUCCUCCAUUUGCACACAAAAAAUAACCGCUGCAAAAGAACGAAAUUUGAUGCAGGAAAAAGGAUUCUCUUGGGUUUGUAAAAUUUGCAAGAAAGAAUUUCAUGAAAAAGAACGCCUUCUGGAACACUACGAAAUGCACAAGAAUACCACAGAUCAACUAGGUGAUAUCGACGAAAAUAACGAUGCAUAUAACAUAAGCAGCAAAGAAAUAACUUGUCCAAUUUGUAUGACGAGCUAUGCCAACAUAGCUCACUAUCAACAACACGUUGUUUAUAAACACAAACCAAAAGACCAUUAUUGUGAUUUGUGUAACUAUAAUUUUACUGAUGAUUUUAACUUAAGUCUACAUAAUGCCAUACACCAUGAAAAUCCAGAAUUGUACGAGUGCGUGGUAUGCAAAAAGUUUCAAACAAAAAUCAGCUCAAGGUUAUACGAACAUAUAAAUAAAAACCAUUUAAAAGAGGAAAUGUAUUGCAAUGAAUGUGACAAGACAUUCUCAUCAAAGACGUGGUUCGAAACUCACAAAAUAUUUCAUAUAGAAACUAAUGAAAGAGAUACAUAUAAAUGUCGCAGAUGCAAAUCUAAAUUUAGUACAAACUACUACUUAAUGCAACAUAUGCAAGAAUCCCAUACAAAAUACAAAUGCAAUCAGUGCGAUGUAACCUUUCCCUACAAGCAAAAUUUAGACGAACAUAGUCGCUAUUUGCAUAAAACUGAAGAACAAUUUCUUUGUAAUGAGUGUGGAAAAACAUUUACAAAAAUAUGUAACCUUAAGGUCCACCAAACAGUUCAUAAAACAGGGAAGUAUGUUUGUUCUACUUGUGGCAAAGUGUUUAAAAAGAGAGAAAAUCUUAACAAGCAUGUGAGGAUUCACACUGGGGAAAAACCAUACAAGUGCAAUUUAUGCAAUAAAUCUUUCUCCCAGAGGACCACUCUUCAGAUACAUACACGAACUCAUACCGGAGAGAGACCAUAUCCUUGUUCCAAAUGUAAGAGAGGGUUUAUUACCAAAACAAUAAAAGAUUGUCAUGAGAAAAAGUGUAAAAAAUUUUAA